AUGAAGACUCGAUCAAAGCCAUCCACAAAGUCCGAAAAGGAGACGCCUGAGUCAAUAUCUGGUUCUUCUACAGCAAAAGUUCAAUUGAGCCCUGAAGAAGCCAAUCCUCCACAACUUUUUAUAUUGCCAGAUCACCUGAGCAAUGAAGCUCGAAUUAUCCAGCUGGAACAUCCUAGACAUGGCACCAAGAGCCCAUAUGUUGUCUGCCCAGAGCGAGGGUUUUACGAGCUCACGAAAGUUGGCGCCCCAGAAACGACUCGCAGAAGUUGGCUAUUAUCCUCAGAAGCGUCGACAUCAAUAGAUCAGGAGGAUGCCAUACCGUCGGAACCCAUAGCGGACAAAAGUGACAAGCUUUCAGCCAAAGGAUACGUUUUACGAAACGCCAAUCUAUUGGUUGCAACUCCAAUUGACAGCUUGUUCUUUGCCUUGCCGGCUCUUGCUCCCCCUGUAUCGACAUCAAAAAGCUCAAAACCCCAAAAGAAGUUGUUUCUGUCUAGCGAGGACUAUUUUGAAAGAAUAACUAUUGCUUCACCCCAGAUUAGUGCUUUUCUGGAGGUCGAAUCGAUACGGGCAUCCAUUGAAAAAAGGAUGGCAAAGAUAUGCGACACAGCCGACGCGGGAGACGAAAUAAUGUACAGAAUUAGCGAAGAUAAACUGUUAGCAGAGUUAUUAAAGAAGGCAACGAAAAUGGCCGAAAAUGGUCUGACGGCAAGCAUGGAAGAGAGGUUUGUUAGGAAACCACUCGAGGUGCCAACUAUUAUCGUCAGUCCGGAGGAUAUUUCUACAAACCACGAAGAUAUUACACCUGCGGCGUCGGGACUCACGACGCCUCUCGCAGACACUCCAGGCACCCAGACAACAGAUACAUCAACCGAGAGCGCUUCGGCCUCAUUUUCAAAUACUUCUACUGCAGCCACGUCAUUUUCAGAGGACUCAUUGAGCACAGGACUGGUUAAAGCUCCAAACACACUGCCCAUCAGUGGCGCCCCGGAUGGCGUGGCGGAUCUACUAAGACUUCGCACCGCACUCUUCUUCCUCUGUUCAAAGUAUAUUCCACCUCACCUGAGCGAAUCUAUCAAGGUUUUACUCUCAUCCCCGACUUCCAGUACAGAUUUUGGACCCCUGGAUACCCAUCUUGCGCAUUUAGCCAAGUUACGGCAAGACGCCCUUGCUGCAAGGUCACUAGGUGACGUCUCACGGAAACGAUCUAUGCUAGAUGAUGGCGAGGAGGAGGAGAGCCGCGCUGAGAAAAAACGGAAGAUCGAAGAGGAGGAGAAGAGAAAGAAGGCUGGAGAGAGUCGAGGGGUGAAGAACCUGAAGAAAGUCAAUAUUAGUGGGAUGAAGAAAAUGAGCGAUUUCUUUGGGAAGAAAUAA
Venustampulla echinocandica is the source of this 1374-nucleotide messenger RNA. RefSeq lists its product as uncharacterized. Gene Ontology annotation, biological process: ribonucleotide metabolic process; RNA catabolic process. The record is from RefSeq and is a predicted model, not a curated record. Gene Ontology annotation, cellular component: ribonuclease H2 complex; nucleoplasm. The transcript has a single exon. Lineage: Eukaryota; Fungi; Ascomycota; Leotiomycetes; Helotiales; Pleuroascaceae. Bases 1 to 1374 code for a protein of 457 amino acids.